AUUACCCCGCCUCUUCCGGCUUGCAGUGCAACAUGGCGCAGGGACAACGCAAGUUCCAGGCGCAGAAACCUAAAAGCAAGGCGGCUGCUGCGGCGGAGCGGAGCCGCGGGCCUCGGAAAGGCGGUCGAGUCAUCGCUCCCAAGAAGGCGCGCGUUGUGCAGCAGCAAAAGUUGAAGAAGAGCCUGGAAGUGGGGAUCCGGAAGAAGAUCGAGCACGAUGUGGUGAUGAAGGCCAGCUCCAGCCUGCCUAAGAAGCUCGCACUGCUGAAGGGGGCGUCAAAGAAGACAGGGGCCGCCACCCCUGGCAAGACACCAUCCUGAAGGCACUAGGACUUCGCAGGUGACCCCGCAGGCUGGCCGGACUCUGCUCCAGUCCUGGUGGCACCUGGAAUGACAAUGGGCAGUGGUGGUAAAGCCUCAGGCUAGCCCCGGGUGCUGAAGAGUACUCCGUUUGCAACGGAGAGGAUAGACUUGGCCCUGUGGUCUUCAGCUGUUCAGCGGGAAGAGUGUUGGGGACUCGGUGGGAAUAAUCUCUCCCCAGUCAUCUGAUGUCAUCCAUCAUUGUCUAUGCAUAAAGAGGGCUCCUGUAUCUGCAGUGAGGCACCUCCUCCUCCUGUCACACCAGGAAUCCAGUGUUACCCAAUAAAGCUGUGACAGAG
This is a messenger RNA of Apodemus sylvaticus (European woodmouse), 658 nucleotides long. RefSeq names its product chromosome 21 C19orf53 homolog (gene C21H19orf53). NCBI's taxonomy places the organism in Eukaryota, Metazoa, Chordata, Mammalia, Rodentia, Muridae. The record is from RefSeq and is a predicted model, not a curated record. Bases 33 to 320 code for a protein of 95 amino acids. The transcript has 3 exons.